AAUCUUUAAUUCAAUUUUUUUGGGAAUUUUAAUUCCGAUCCGGUUUAGGGCACAGGGGACCGAUUGAAUCCGAUCCGAUAGAAAAGAAAUACCGCGAAAAUGGCAGGGCUCAACCCAUUUGCCGCCAAGAUGUUUCUCUCUCCUAAAUCCCUAUUCCCUUCUCCGUUCAUUCGCCAGAACCCUAACCCUAAGCUACCCCAUUCCCGCUAUAAUUCAACUUUAAAUCUCAAGUCCGCCUGCCGGACAGAGAGAGGACUCGAAUUCGACACCGGCGAGUCGUUUUUUCGCCAGGAAAGCGCCACUGGCCGCGACCUUGGGGUACUGGCGGCGGCUCUUUACAGGAAAUCCAAAGGCAAGCUUCGAGUGCUCGAUGCAAUGUGCGGCUGCGGAAUUCGAUCUCUGCGGUAUCUGGCGGAGGCAGAGGCGGACUUCGUGUUGGCCAAUGACGGGAAUGAGAAUUACCGAGGAGUUAUAUUGGCGAACCUAUCUCGGUUUCCGAGGGGUUUUGGGGAGGCGAAGAAGUGGCUGGUGACGCAUUCCGAAGCUAAUAGGGUCAUGACGGAGUGUUAUCUCCGAAGGGAUUAUUUUGAUCUCAUUGACAUCGAUUCCUUCGGGAGUGAUUCAACUUUCUUGAGGUCUGCCCUUAAUGCUUUGAAAUUGGAUGGGCUGCUCUACGUCACUUCCACCGAUGGUUACUCUUCCGGUGGCCACCGGCCUUAUCAUGCUUUAGCUUCAUAUGGAGCAUACAUUCGCCCUGUGCCAUAUUCAAAUGAGGUUGGUCUACGAAUGCUUAUAGGUGGGGUGGUGCGAGAAGCUUCUGUAUUGGGCUACCAUGUUAAUCCACUUUUCUCGUACUAUUCAUACCAUGGACCUGUCUUCAGGGUGAUGCUUCGUUUUAACCGGGGAAAGCUUCCAAACAACAGUAGGCAUUAUGGGUUCGUUGGCUACUGCACCCAAUGUGGGCAUUCUCAAACAUUUUCAUGGGAAGAACUUGGCUGCCUCAAUUGCCAUUGUGAUAAAGCAAAUGUCUCCAAUUCACUUGUUGUUUUAGGGCCUCUUUGGACAGGACCCCUUCACACUGCUAGCUAUCUGAUAGAAAUGCUAAAUUUGGCUGAACAAUGGGGAUGGACUGGUAAUGGCAUGGGAUUGGAUUUGGAAAAGCUAUUGAGACAAAUGGUUGAUGAGAGUGACCCUGAAUUACCACCUGGAUAUGUCAAAAUGGAUGAGGUAGCAAGACGUGCUAAAGUUAAUUCUCCCCCCAUCAAGACCAUGAUGAGUAUAAUGCAUGAGGGGGGAUAUGCUGCUAGUAGGUCACACAUUGCCUCCAAUGCAAUUAAGACAAACUGUCCAGUGGCAGAGUGUGUGAGGAUUGCCAAGGAACUUGCUGUUGCUGGAUGAUCUGCAAAUUAAAUUAGUCUUGCAGCUGAAACAAGAAGGCUGUAAAGGCUGCUAUUGUGUGCGUCUGCGAGGCAUUGAAAUCCGUAGGAAGCGUGAAAACAAGAAUGCCAAUCAGUUAAGAGUCGUUAGUGAAGUGGUGAAUUCUUUCUUCAGCUGCUCUCCCUCUUGGCUGAGGAAACGGUAGGGGGAAAUCCAGAAUCUUAAUUCGACCUACUUGUGCUAAAGCUGGGGAACUCUAGAACAGCGACUUGGUCUGCAAAAACAGAGAGUGCUUGGUGGUAGUCCCGGUAAGUGAUUUUGUGCAACUAAAUCAUCUAAUAUGAAUAGACGUGGAUGAUUCCCCAGUCUUGUAAUUUUAGUAACAAUCUUACUAAGGUGUAAUUAUUUUCACAGUGAUCCUAGCAUUUCUAUCUUGAUUUUGGAAGAGGUCGAGUAUUCUUAUCAGAAAAUUGAGCGAAUGGGUUGAAGUUGCUUAUAAUUAUAAGCUCAUGACAUUUGGUUAAUUUUUUGUAUUGAGAUUAUAAAAAUACAUCAUUCUUAUAUAAAUAUGUGUACACGUAAAUUAUAUAUAUCUUCCCCACAAAAAUAAGUCAACUUAUCAAGGUGAAUAGGAAAUGUACAAUGGAUCAGUAUCUUGUAGGAUAUAAUUCACUAACAUCACCUUGGCCUACCAACUGGGUUCCCAUUCCAAGUGGGGCACUAAAUCAACAGACUUAAUAUGAUAUUCAUGGCCCUGAUGUCAAGCCAGGGCUAACAAUUAUCUAUCUAUAGCCCUUGAUUUCAAUCUAUGGACCCAAUUGAAUAUCUCUGUUCGAGGGUAAUUACAACUUUACCCUCGGUAUGUACACACACAUAUAGCCUAAGCGGGUGCUAGCUAGUAAUCAAAUAACUUGACACCACAGCAAUGGACUCCAAAUUUCUCUAGUCUCUCACAAAUCUAAAACACAAUUUGGUUAGCCUAAAAUUGAGCCCCCUCAAAUGUUUGUCCAAACUGCCAAUCACUUGGCGCCGCGUUGUAGCUGGUGAUGGUCCUUCCAUCACUGGUGGUGACUUGAAAGGAGAGGCUCUGGCCAUUGAGGUAGUUGUUGUUCUGCCAGUUUUGGCCCCAGUUCCUUGACAUGGGUUGCCAUCCUGUUUUGGACCCUUUAAUUGAGACUGAAUGGACAUCCCCCGCUCCGCCGACGUUGCUGAUCAAUACCAAGUUGAAAUAAGAGUGCCCAUUGAUUGUAAACCUUAUGCCUCCUUUCUUCACACAUGGAACCCUGUUCCAACAAAAAACACAACCCUUUUAGGAAAGUGACUUUAAAUUGGACUCUCCAAAAAAAAAAAAAAAAGUUUGAUUAUGUAAUAAGAAAAUCAAUUUAAGUUCUU
This is a messenger RNA of Diospyros lotus (date-plum), 2769 nucleotides long. RefSeq names its product tRNA (guanine(26)-N(2))-dimethyltransferase. The record is from RefSeq and is a predicted model, not a curated record. Gene Ontology annotation, cellular component: nucleus. Gene Ontology annotation, biological process: tRNA N2-guanine methylation. Bases 100 to 1398 code for a protein of 432 amino acids. The transcript has 7 exons. Gene Ontology annotation, molecular function: RNA binding. Lineage: Eukaryota; Viridiplantae; Streptophyta; Magnoliopsida; Ericales; Ebenaceae.